Funneliformis geosporum is the source of this 137-nucleotide messenger RNA. Lineage: Eukaryota; Fungi; Glomeromycota; Glomeromycetes; Glomerales; Glomeraceae. The record is from the annotation of a GenBank genome assembly.
AUGCGAUUGGCAGAAAAUCCUGAUGGAUAUGUAAAAUAUCUUGCAAGAAAACAAAUUCCAGAUAAAAUAUCAUAUAAUACAAGGAUAGAGAAGGUUCAAACAUGGUAUCAGGAAGAAUUAUGUACUAAACUAGAAGA